Molecule: messenger RNA, 2925 nt
Organism: Phalacrocorax carbo (great cormorant)
Lineage: Eukaryota; Metazoa; Chordata; Aves; Suliformes; Phalacrocoracidae
Source: RefSeq, a predicted model, not a curated record
GUUGGAUUUUCCUUCAAAGCCUGUUUGUGAGCAAAAAUACAGAAGCAGCUCCUCCAGCCACGCCGGCCUGGAGGGACAGGCUUCCUUUCCCAAAGGUGCCAGGCAGAUGCACCAUCCGAGGACAGACGGAUGGCAGGAUGGGGACUGGACCUGAAGGCGUACAUCCUUCUCUUUACAGGAUAGGGAAAGCAGCUUCUAAGAGUGGGGGUUUCUUGGGUCCUCGGCCAGAUUUUCAAGCUCAAAAGCUCCUUAUGCUUCCAGGAUGCGGGGAAGCUGGUGCCCUGCUUGCUGCCUUGCUGAACUGGGGAUGGGGGAUGCCCUGCCAGCUGCGCCUGGAGCAUCCCACAUCUGGCCCCUCUGUCUCCUUUUCAGAGCCAAGAUGCAAAGGCAGUGGAAGAGGAUGGGCUGGUGAAGACCAACAUGGAGAAGCUGACAUUUUACGCCCUCUCUGCCCCAGAGAAGCUGGAUCGCAUCGGUGCCUACCUCUCCGAGCGGCUCAUCCGAGAUGUGAGCCGGCACCGAUAUGGGUACGUCUGCAUUGCCAUGGAGGCCUUGGACCAGCUCCUCAUGGCCUGCCACUGCCAGAGCAUCAACCUCUUUGUGGAGAGCUUCCUGAAGAUGGUGGCAAAGCUGCUGGAGUCGGAGAAGCCCAACCUGCAGAUCCUGGGGACCAACUCGUUCGUGAAGUUUGCCAACAUUGAGGAGGACACCCCAUCUUAUCACCGCAGCUACGACUUCUUUGUCUCCCGCUUCAGUGAGAUGUGCCACUCCAGCCACGACGACCUGGACAUCCGGACGAAGAUCCGGAUGUCCGGCAUUAAAGGCCUGCAAGGGGUGGUGAGGAAGACGGUGAAUGAUGAGCUCCAAGCCAACAUCUGGGACCCGCAGCACAUGGACAAAAUCGUGCCCUCGCUGCUUUUCAACCUGCAGCACGUGGAGGAGGCCGAAAGCCGCUCCCCCUCCCCGCUGCAAGCCACCGAGAAGGAGAAGGAGAGUCCUACGGAGCUGGCAGAGAGGUGUCUGCGGGAGCUGCUGGGACGAGCCGCGUACGGCAACAUCAAGAACGCCAUCAAACCCGUCCUCAUCCAUCUGGAUAACCACUCGCUCUGGGAGCCGAAGAUCUUUGCCACUUGCUGUUUCAGGAUCAUCAUGUACUCGAUCCAGCCACAGCACUCCCAUCUCGUGAUCCAGCAGCUCCUGGGGCACCUGGAUGCCAACAGCAAGAGCGCAGCCACCGUGCGUGCGGGCAUUGUGGAGGUCCUUUCGGAGGCAGCGGUGAUCGCAGCCUCCGGAUCUGUUGGCCCCACGGUGCUGGAGGUGUUUAACACCCUGCUGAGGCAGCUGCGGCUCAGCAUCGACUACGCGCUGACGGGGAGCUACGACUGCGCCGCCGGCGUCAGCACCAAGAUCAUCAAGGAGCACGAGGAGAGGAUGUUCCAGGAGGCCGUCAUUAAAACCAUAGGGUCCUUUGCCAGCACGCUGCCCACCUACCAGCAGUCUGAGGUGAUGGUCUUCAUCAUGAACAAGGUGCCGCUACCCUCCUCGCAGCAGUCCAUCGAGGCUGGCAAAGCCGGGGAGAACCGGAAUCGGCUGACACAGAUAAUGCUUCUCAAGUCCCUCCUCCAGGUCUCUGUAGGCUUCCAGUGCAGUAACAUGCUCACGGCGCUUCCCAGCGCCUUCCUGGACAGGCUGCUCUCUGCAGCUCUCAUGGAGGAUGCUGAGAUCCGCCUCUUUGUCCUGGAGAUUCUCAUCAGCUUCAUCGAUCGCCACGGGAACCGGCAGAAGUUCUCCACCAUCAGCACCAUCAGCGACAUCUCCGUCCUGAAGCUGAAAGUGGACAAAUGCUCGCGCCAAGAUACCGUCUUCAUGAAGAAGCAUGGCCAGCAGCUCUACCGGCACAUCUACCUGAUAUGCAAGGAGGAGAGCAACGUGCAGGCUCACUACGAGGCUCUCUACAGCAUGCUGAUGCUCAUCAGCAUUGAGCUGGCUAACGAGGAGGUCGUGGUGGACCUCAUCCGCCUGGUGCUGGCAGUGCAGGAGAUUGCCCAGAUCAACGAGGAUAACUUGACAGCGUACAACCGCUGCGCGCUCUUCGCCCUCAGCGCGGCUUACCUGAACCUCAUCAGCCAGCUCACCACCGUGCCCACCUUCUGCCAGCACAUCCACGAGGUCAUCCAGAUGCGACAGAAGGAAGCUCCCUAUCUGCUGCCUGAAGAUGUGUUUGUGGAGAGACCCAGGUUGAGCAAAAGCCUUGACCGCCUGGGCCCGGAGGUCUUCUUCUGGCAGAGCAAGAUCAGCGAGGUGCUGGGCGGCAGCGGCUACAACUCAGAUCGGCUCAGCACACCCUACAUUCCCCAGCUGACGGAUGAAGAUCGCUUGUCCAAGAGGAAGAGCAUUGGCGAGACCAUUUCCCUGCAGGUCGAGGUGGAAUCGAGAAACAGUCCUGAGCGAGAGCAGAGAGCACCAGCGGAAGAGAUCACGUACGAGACGCUGAAGAAGGCGAUAGUAGACAGCGUCGCCAUGGAGGAGCAGGAGCGAGAGCGGAGGCGGCAGGUGGUGGAGAAAUUUCAGAAAGCCCCGUUCGAGGAGAUCGCUGCCCACUGCGGUGCCCGGGCGACGCUGCUUCAGAGCAAGCUCAACCAGAUCUUCGAGAUCACCAUACGGCCACCGCCAAGCCCCUCUGGCACCAUCACAGCCGCCUACGGCCAGCCCCAAAACCACUCCAUCCCGGUGUACGAGAUGAAGUUUCCAGACCUGUGUGUGUACUGAGGGCGGCCGUGCUUGGUAGGGCAGAGCCACCGCUGCACAGCUCGCACCCAAGGACCUCGGGGGAGAGACUGCUGACCCCGCAGGGAGCACAUCCUCGUGCAGGACGGGUGGGGACAUGGACACCGAGGCCGCCCCAAGAUUUGUUGGCACCACAAA